CACACUCCACUCAGAGUGGGCUGGGAGCAGAAGCAGCACAGCAGAGUUGGCAGGACAAUGGAGAUAAGCGAGAAGAUGGAAGUUGUUACUAAAGAGGUACUUCUUCACCCACCACCAGUGCACCACCAUGCCUUGGAUCCAGAUCUUCUGGGCUGCUGCCCCUGUUGCCCCUGCUGUGACUGCUGCCCCUGCUGCAACUGCUGUUCCCUGCCUGACUGUGGCUCCUGCCCCAGCUGCGGCAGCUGUCCCAAUUGCUGCUGCUGCUGCCCCAGCUGCUGUUGCCCUCCCAGUUGCAGUUGCUGCUGCCGGAUCUGCUGCUGCCUCCCAAGUCUUCUGUGCAAGUUACCCAAGUUCCCCAGCUGCCCAGUGCACAUCAAGAGGCUUUUGCUCAUUGUGGUGAUUGUCAUCCUCAUCGUGGUGAUCAUCGUGGGUGCUCUCCUGAUGGGGCUGUUCAUAACUCAGGGGCACACAGAGACGGUUUUGCAAAUGACCAUUGAAGGGCUGGAAGGGAGAGAGUCACAGCUGAAUCUGUCCAUGGAUCAGGAAGAAGUGGCCACUUUCCAUGUGGAUGAUGGAAUCAAUGACCCAGCCACAGUCAUUUAUUACUUUGGCAAGCUACUGAUUGGUUACAAAUCCUGGAACAGAAAGGCCUGCUUCAUCACCACAAUGGACAAGGGAAACAUCCAAGGCCUAGAUGCCAUCCUAAAAAAAUUCCAGCCCAACCUAACUGUUAUACCUCCCAUACAGAGGAAAGAAGAUGAGAUGUUCCUUCUGUCCCCAGCUGAUCACUCCAUCUUGGGUGCUACAGUUAACAUCCUUUGCAGCCAUGUCCCCAUUUUCUGGGUUUAACAAGGUGAGUGAACAGAGGUGUUCAGUGUGGGUGUCAAAUGAACCUGGAAAUCAAGGAGUUGCAACUUCAUGCAAUAACAUCUUCCAGGUAUCAAUGUACAA
Messenger RNA from Heteronotia binoei (common prickly gecko), 951 nucleotides. RefSeq names its product pulmonary surfactant-associated protein C-like. The record is from RefSeq and is a predicted model, not a curated record. The coding region runs from base 58 to 849 and encodes 263 amino acids. Lineage: Eukaryota; Metazoa; Chordata; Lepidosauria; Squamata; Gekkonidae. Gene Ontology annotation, biological process: respiratory gaseous exchange by respiratory system. The transcript has 5 exons. Gene Ontology annotation, cellular component: extracellular region; alveolar lamellar body.